Lentinula edodes (shiitake mushroom) is the source of this 780-nucleotide messenger RNA. RefSeq lists its product as uncharacterized. The transcript is spliced from 2 exons. The record is from RefSeq and is a predicted model, not a curated record. Bases 85 to 375 code for a protein of 96 amino acids. NCBI's taxonomy places the organism in Eukaryota, Fungi, Basidiomycota, Agaricomycetes, Agaricales, Omphalotaceae.
UGCGGGAUACACUAGAAUUACGCGUAGACAGGCAUCGACUGAAUAAAUCAAUGUAGAAUUAAUGUUCAAAUCUUUACGCUACAAAUGACAUCCGCUAACCGUAACGCCAAGAAAGCCGCAGCAGCUCGUGCUCGUGCAGGCCGUGCACGACAACAUACCUUUCAGACCUUGCGUGAAAAUAUGCCAAAGGCCUUGGCUUCAAUCAAGAUCGAGUUAAUUCGAAAGUGGGAGCAUCGGGCUUGGAGAUUUAUUGAUGCUUACAGUGAUGGAUUGGGGGCUAAAGAUGCAGUGACCCAAAUAAAGAAGUUCAGCUCACGUCGCUUUACUUCUCACCGUCGCAUUCCUGAAUCACUGGCUCGAGCAAUGGAUCAGUAGAUAAAUAUUGCCAUAUUAGGGAAUUAUUAUAUUACAUAAGAUUACCAUAAAAGGAAACGGCAAAAACGGCCCCAUGAUUUUUCUGAAAUUCAACUUGUUCCAAAAUCCCUCUAGAGCGUUUCAUCAUCUAUCUAUUUAGUAUCUUUUCACAAGAGGAACACAGGAUUCGUCUACUCCUUAAGGCUGCUCCCACGCUUGUGCACAGGUAGUGGCAGUUAGGUGACGUGCACCAUACGCCACGAUCUAUGGUCCGAUUUAUUUAAGCAGGGAAAUGUGGGGUCUCAAAUUCUCCGACCACUCACAUUGUUUAGUUCGAGUCGAUCCACCGCAAGACCUGCACAUUCGCCGACAUUUUCGCCCGCACGUUAGUAGUUCUAUCCAUCCGAUUGAACUUUUUUUUUUCAC